UAAAACAAUUUUAAAAAGUAAAUGUUUUUUAUUAAACUGAUUGUAAACUGUUUCUUCGUUUAAAAACCGCGUACAGCAUGCUGGCUACCUAAAUCGCAUAGCUAGCUAACCAACUAGCUACAGAGGAUUUUUUUUUUUUUUUUAAAUACACAAAUUGGGUCAAAUAAAAAGCAAUUAGCUUCGCUCUUCUCGUUUGCCCCCAUCUUGCUUGCUACGUUCAUGCACACCGACCACCGUCAAAAGUUCUGCCCCAUAAGAAGCAACGUGAUGGACCCACAAGCAAUGAGUCAAACAAAAGCAGCAGCGGGUCAAGAAAGUGCAGGGAUCGUUACAAGUAAUGGGUCUUCUCCACCCGCAUACGUCACCCUUAAGGGCAUGGGGUUGGUGAACUCAGCAUUUAAAGCAGAGGACUUGCUGAAACUGCGUCAUGGCAACCUGGGGAUUGGGCACACACGGUAUUCCACCACAGGCAUCUCCGAGCUGCAGAACUGUCAGCCAUUCGUGGUGGACACCCUGCAUGGCAGGAUCGCCGUGGCACACAACGGUGAACUUGUCAAUGCUGCUGCAUUGCGCAAAAAGGUGAUGAGACAUGGUGUCGGCCUUUCCACCUGUUCGGACAGUGAGCUCAUCACACAGCUUCUAGCUCUAACUCCGCCCAUGGAGGAAGCUGAUGCUCCUGAUUGGGUAGCACGCAUUAAGAACUUGAUGACAGAGACACCUACUUCCUACUCCCUGCUGAUAAUGUACAAAGACGUGAUCUAUGCUGUGCGAGACCCAUAUGGGAACAGACCUCUCAGCAUCGGACGUAUGGUGCCCAUCUCCAAACUACAUAGUUCAGGUGGAGGAGAAGGAGACACUGAAGGCUGGGUGAUCUCCUCUGAGUCCUGCAGCUUCCAGUCCAUCGGUGCCAAGUAUUACCGUGAGGUACAGCCUGGAGAAAUAGUGCAGGUCUCCAAGUAUGGCGUCAAGAGCCUGUGUGUAGUACCUCGCCCUGAGGGAGAGCCUCCUGCCUUCUGCAUAUUUGAGUAUGUUUACUUCGCCAGACCAGACUCCAUAUUUGAAGGUCAGAUGGUGUAUACGGUCCGGCAACGCUGUGGACACCAGCUGGCCAUCGAAGCCCCCACUGAAGCAGAUGUGGUCAGCACGGUUCCUGAGUCUGCAACGCCAGCAGCGUUGGGAUACGCACAAGAGUCUGGCCUACCUUACGUAGAGGUCCUCUGCAAAAACCGAUAUGUUGGCAGAACUUUCAUUCAACCAAACACUCGUUUGCGUCAACUCGGAGUGGCCAAGAAGUUUGGCGCAUUGACUGACAACUUUGCUGGCAAACGAGUGGUGCUGAUUGAUGAUUCUAUCGUGAGGGGAAAUACCAUCUCACCCAUCAUUAAACUACUUAAAGAGGCAGGGGCGACAGAGGUUCACAUUCGAGUGGCAUCUCCUCCGAUUCGGUUCCCCUGCUACAUGGGCAUCAACAUUCCUACCAAAGAGGAGCUCAUCGCUAACAAACCAGAGUUCACGGACAUUGCCGGAUACAUUGGGGCCACCAGCGUGCGGUACCUGUCUGUUCAGGGCCUGGUGGCAGCCGUCCAGGGUGGGACCGCGUCAUUUGGGGGGAAGGAGCUGGAGAUGAUCAGCCCGAGCAACAACGGCAUCAGGAGGCUGGGCCAUUGCACAGCAUGCCUGACAGGCAAAUAUCCUGUGGAACUGGAGUGGUGAAGGAGGAGACUGCGCCAUAACCAGACAUUCCUACCACUUCUGAAAAGUCAAGCUACCUCGCAAGCAUCUUCACCAAAAGUGAAAUACAUUAUGAGCUGUGAAAUGCAGAAGCAGCUUCAAACAUCAUAAUUCAAACAGAAAUGGUUGCAGCAUUACAUAAUGCUAGAAAUAUCAUGUAAUUGAGUUUCAUUUAGAUUUCAUUUCGUAUGGAAAUUCAAGCACUUUGAGAAUAACCAGUUUUGCCCAUUUAAGGCCCCUCCCUGUCUGCUAUUUGUACAUUCAAACAUUAGUUGGGGUGUGAUUUAUAUUAUUGACCAUGAUGCACUGCUACUGAUAUUCCUAAAAUGCCCCAAUAGGCUUCUUUUUAUUUGGACAGAGAAGCUAUGGCUCUUUUGUGUUCAGACAACAUACAAAAAAAGAUUGUAGAUCAAAGUAGUGAAACACUAUUUCAAGGAGUGUGCAUGUGUAUGCAUGUUUGAAAGAAAGAAGUGUUCUGUUGUAUCUGCUAUUUUGUAAAGCCUAUGAAACUUGUAGCAUUUGUAAUAAACCUGCACCAAUGAAAAUGAGGCCCCACACCCAUGCUUUGAUUGCUUUUACCAAUGAAGUCUCAAUUUCUGUAGGAGAAACAAGACCAUUUAUUAAAAUUUUAUUUGAA
Electrophorus electricus (electric eel) is the source of this 2368-nucleotide messenger RNA. The record is from RefSeq and is a predicted model, not a curated record. NCBI's taxonomy places the organism in Eukaryota, Metazoa, Chordata, Actinopteri, Gymnotiformes, Gymnotidae.